AAGUGCGGUGUUCGCAGUUAGCAAUGGACUUCACAUGACAUUAUUCACAACUUGGAUUAAUUUGAUGGAAAACCCUUUUGAUUAUUUUAAUCUUUGGACCCUUAUGGACUAAAGGAUUAUAAAGAAUCGAGGAAUCAACACAUAUUUGGACUUUAUGACUGCUUCAAAGAUGACUCAGUGAUGAGAGUGGCCGAGAGGAGAGACGGACGCUUCUUUUCUUCUUCUAUGUGGAGCGGCAGUGCGCAAAAGUGCGCUCCGUGGUUCAGCAUCUUCUUCAUCAUCACCAUCCUCCUCAUCUUCCUCCGCUCCUCCUGAGAGAUCAACCCUCAACCCAAAACCAGAGAGAUCCUCCCAGAAUCCCCCGUGCGAGAUGUGCUGUGGACUGCCGAUGAUUUCUCCUCCUCCUCCGGUUCAAAUUCAAUGGCAGACAAAGACUGCACUUCUCACUGCGCUUGUUAUCACUGAGCUCAGAGAGACAGAUCUGGUCCACAGCUAAACCAUUGUCUCCUUUCCUUGCUUCUGUGUCUUUGCCAAUCUUCAUACCAUCACCAUGACUUGUUACCUGGCGUCUGCCUUUCUUCUGGUUCUCCAGACAUAUGCCGCCCCGCCUGAGUUCAUCCAGACAGGAUUUGGCAUAACACUGGACCCUAUGGACCUUGAUCCUGGACUAGCAGUUAACGUCUCUGGAGAUGUACCCUCCUCUCCACCCCCGGGGACGAGUAAAAGAGCCCCACACAGUAUCAUUAUUGGGGUACGCAAGGGGGGCACGAGAGCCCUGUUGGAGAUGCUCGACAUACACCCUGAGGUUGCUGCCGCCGCCACCGAGGUGCACUUCUUCGACUGGGAUGAGAACUAUGCCAAGGGCUUCGAGUGGUACCGCGACUUGAUGCCAUACUCGUACCCACACCAGAUCACAGUGGAGAAAACUCCAGGCUACUUCACGUCAGCCCUCGCGCCAGAACGCAUCUGCGCCAUGAACUCGUCCAUAAAGCUGCUGCUGAUCUUGCGAGAGCCGGCCGAGCGGGUCAUCUCCGACUACACCCAGGUGUACUUCAACCGGCUGGAGAACCACAAGCCGGUGCAAGCCAUCGAGAACCUGCUAGUGCGCAACGGAGCCCUGAACAUCCGGUACAAGGCCAUUCAGAGGAGCCUGUACGACGUCCACAUGCGCAACUGGCUGCGCCACUUCCCCCUGGAGCAGAUACACAUCGUAGACGGGGACGCUCUGAUCCGAGACCCGUUGCCGGAGCUUCAGAAGGUGGAGCGCUUCCUGAACUUGCCUCCAAGGAUAGUAUCGUCCAACUUCUACUUCAACCAGACCAAGGGGUUUUACUGCAUCCGAAGCGACGGUCGAGAGCGCUGUCUGCACGAGUCUAAGGGACGUCCUCACCCGGCGGUGAACAGCACCGUCCUCCAGCAGCUCCGCUCCUACCUGCAGGAACACAACCGAACCUUCUUCAGGCUGGUGAAGCGCACCUUCGACUGGCAAUAAGAUCACAAAUCAGACUCACGGGAGCCACUACCUUGUCCUGCGACGACGACAAAACGGGGGCAUAAAGCACUUUACAGAACUGACAUUUAAAAACCCCUUUGAAUAGCCUCUCAAUAAGAACUGUUGUGAUCUCUGGUUUCAGCAGAGCAGCUCUAUAUUUACAUGAUAAGGCAGAAAAAUUGUAACUAGAGGCGUAAGAUUAAAUGGAAGAAUCUCCAAGCUUAAUAAGUCAUUUUCUCUGUGCUGGAAGCGUUUAAGUGAUCAAAUUGCAGCGAAAACAUUUAUGGACCUGAUGAACUUCUUUUCCCCUCUCUCUCUCUCUCUCUCUCUCUCUCUCUCUCUCUCUCUCUCUCUCUCUCUCUCUCUUUCUCCCUUUCUCUUGUUUGAUAUUCUUGUUCUUGAUAAUAAAUUGUUCUGCUUUCAAAUGUA
This is a messenger RNA of Sebastes umbrosus (honeycomb rockfish), 1921 nucleotides long. It is a transcript of the gene hs3st1l1, whose product is annotated as heparan sulfate (glucosamine) 3-O-sulfotransferase 1-like1. NCBI's taxonomy places the organism in Eukaryota, Metazoa, Chordata, Actinopteri, Perciformes, Sebastidae. Gene Ontology annotation, molecular function: [heparan sulfate]-glucosamine 3-sulfotransferase activity. The transcript is spliced from 3 exons. The record is from RefSeq and is a predicted model, not a curated record. Bases 551 to 1492 code for a protein of 313 amino acids.